CGCGGCCAUGGCGGAUUAGGGUUCUUGGAGCAGUGCGUGGACCGUCGAGACAAGAUGGGAGAGGAGCUUCGAUUUCACGGCUGCAUUGUCUGAUUCGAGGUGAGAGGCGCCGAAAUUUCCAGAUUGGAGUGGAUAUUUCGAGGCCGAAGCAGCCGGAGAUUUCUUCGCAUUCUUCGAUCCGGGAGAGAUUGCUACAAUGGCGAAGAGGCCGAAUUGCGAUGUGUGUGAGAUGCAACGCGCCAGCUUGUAUUGCGAGGCGGACGAGGCCUAUCUCUGCCAUGAAUGCGAUGCCUCGGUUCACGGGGCCAACACGCUGGCUUCGCGGCACAAGAGGAUCAGCUUCAAACAGGAACAGGAAGAAGAAGAGGAAGAAGAGAACUUGGAAGAGAACGAUGGCGUCUGCCCGGCUCACAAUUUCGCGGACUCGAGCUUCUCGCUGAGUAGACCGUCGACAGUAGAUUACCCCCUGGGCGGCGUGAGAAUUGGCGAUGUCACUUACGCAAGAGUUUCGUCUCACACCGGCAGUGGUGGCGCUUCCUUGAUUGCUCCAAGAAGAAAGGAGGACGAGGAGCUACACCAAGUUCCCAGAUUCGUUCCCGUGGCCCAGGAGCUCCCCAGCUUGGAACCAUUCCGGUUCCACGCUCUUGCAAGCAAUGGAAGAGCUUCUCCAGUUCGAAGUACGCGAUUCAUGAGUCUUCUGGAGGGCGAAGCCACUGAUGCUGAUGAGAACCACGGAGCUCCCGACGAGGAUGGAGCACAAGAGAAUCAAGAGCUUGGUGUUGUCCCGGACUUGGUUUCUCCACGAACUGUGGAGCCAGCGGCAGCUAAACCGGUGGCAGCACUCCCGAAAGGGGGGCCGAGGCUGGACAAAGAAAGAGAGGCGCGAGUAAACCGGUACCGCGAGAAACGACGCACUCGUAUGUUCUCCAAGAAAAUCCGGUACGAGGUGCGAAAGAUCUACGCCGAGAAUCGGCCACGGUUGAAAGGCCGGUUUGUAAGACGAACUAACGAGAUAGAGUCUCUCCAGUGCUUGUGGUCCGAGGAUCAAGUGAGGAACUAGAGAAAAAAUCUCCACUUUUUUCUGUCAAGCAAGAGAACGUUUUUACUAUAUAAGAGAGAUAUCUUAGUGAA
This is a messenger RNA of Selaginella moellendorffii, 1131 nucleotides long. RefSeq names its product zinc finger protein CONSTANS. The transcript is spliced from 3 exons. Gene Ontology annotation, cellular component: nucleus. Gene Ontology annotation, biological process: regulation of DNA-templated transcription. The record is from RefSeq and is a predicted model, not a curated record. Gene Ontology annotation, molecular function: DNA-binding transcription factor activity; protein binding; zinc ion binding. The coding region runs from base 197 to 1060 and encodes 287 amino acids. NCBI's taxonomy places the organism in Eukaryota, Viridiplantae, Streptophyta, Lycopodiopsida, Selaginellales, Selaginellaceae.